Messenger RNA from Daldinia vernicosa, 1679 nucleotides. RefSeq lists its product as uncharacterized. NCBI's taxonomy places the organism in Eukaryota, Fungi, Ascomycota, Sordariomycetes, Xylariales, Hypoxylaceae. The coding region runs from base 165 to 1301 and encodes 378 amino acids. The transcript has 3 exons. Gene Ontology annotation, cellular component: membrane. Gene Ontology annotation, molecular function: sucrose:proton symporter activity. The record is from RefSeq and is a predicted model, not a curated record.
GUGAUCGGCGCUAUACUCUCGUCUCUGUGUCUCCUCACUUUGGGUUUCACAAAGGAGAUAGUAGGAUACUUCGUUCCCGACGAAAAGGUGGCGCAAACCUUCACAAUAUCCGCCGCCGUGCUGUCGAUAUAUGCGGUUGAUUUUUUUUAUCAAUAGGUAGUAGAAUGUCAGCCAUUGGCCAUGGAAUUGCCUAUGCGACUGGCGCUAUUGAUUUGCCCUCGCUCCUCGGAACAUCCCUAGGCGAUACUCAGUUCAAACAGCUGACUGUCAUUGCCGCGUUGGGUCUUGUCUUGACGUGUGGGAUUACCGCCUGGGCCGUAACAGAGAGGAUUUUGAUCGCCCCGAGACAUGAUCCUCGUAGAGACGACGGAGGUUUUAAGGUUGUCAGUCAAAUCUGGUCGACUAUUGUGAAUCUGCCGCCUCGCAUACGAGCGAUCUGUAUGGCGCAGUUUUGGGCCUGGAUCGGAUGGUUCCCUUUUCUCUUCUACAGUACAACGUGGAUAGGCGAGACCUACUUUCGGUACGAUGCGCUUCAUGACGCAAAAGACUCGGGGGAUGCGCUCGGGGAAAUAGGUAGAGUUGGAAGCGAGGCCUUUAUCAUCUAUUCCGUCAUCACCUUUUUCGGGUCGUGGAUUCUGCCAAUGGUCAUUAGAUCACCAGAUGACGAGAGUUAUACCCGGCGCCCUCCCCAGAGUCUUCGGGGUGUCAUGGAGAGAUUCAAUAAGUAUAAGCCAGACCUUCUGACCGCGUGGAUGUGCGCCCAUGCAACCUUUGCGGGAGCAAUGCUCUUCGCACCAUUUGCCCAUAGCUUUAGGUUUGCGACUUUCCUCGUUUGCCUAUGCGGAUUACCUUGGAAUAUAGCAUCAUGGGCGCCUUCGGCAUUCCUCGGAGUCGAAGUUAAUAAGCUUAGUGGCGCAACUGGGUCUAACUCAUCGUACCGUCGUCUGUCGCACGACUCAAACAUAGAGUUAGAAGACUUGAAUGAUCCAGCUAGCCCUUCCGUUCUCGAUCCAGAGGGUCUGCACGCCGCGUCGAAGUCGGGCUCGUCCGGCCAGUUAUCCGGUGUUUAUUUCGGUAUCCUGAACAUCUAUACGACGAUCCCACAAUUCAUCGGCACAAUUCUCAGCACUAUCAUCUUCAGUAUUCUUGAACCAGGCAAGAGCCCCGAGCUGGCGCAUAACGCACAUCCAGAUGAGCACCACAGUACCGAUGGGCCAAAUGCUAUUUCCGUUUGUUUGUUCAUUGGGGCCUGCAGUGCAAUGGUGGCCGUAUUCGCCACUAGAAAACUGAAAUAUUUGUAGUAUUGAGUGUUUUACUGCUAGGCUGCUAGAGAAGAUAUGCGGGCGCCGGGGAAUAAAAUUACAAUCGUAUUAGAAUUUAGAAUUCAUAAUGGCCAAGGCGUGUGUUGUAAACUGAGGUAGGCAUAGGCAAGGCGUUCGGGAAGCUUCAAGGCCCAAGGUAUGGCCACCGAUAUAGAAUUGAUUUGGAUUUUGGGUAUCGCCAUUCGCCAUAAGAAUAUUCACUACAAGAUGUCUAUGAGGAUGUGUGUUAAAGACAUGUAAUAAUACUUGGUAGGUAGACUAAAUGAAUCAUUUCGAGGCGAGCUUUCUAAUGUGUUUUAUUAGUAGGUAGUUUAGGUACCUUAGUACGUACAAAACGUUUAAAUAUAAAUAGUUCCC